Molecule: messenger RNA, 1153 nt
Organism: Suillus discolor
Lineage: Eukaryota; Fungi; Basidiomycota; Agaricomycetes; Boletales; Suillaceae
Product: ribosomal protein L15e
Exons: 5
Coding region: 299-904 (201 amino acids)
Biological process (GO): cytoplasmic translation
Cellular component (GO): ribosome; cytosolic large ribosomal subunit
Molecular function (GO): RNA binding; structural constituent of ribosome
Source: RefSeq, a predicted model, not a curated record
GUCGCUAAGUACGAUGCCUAAAUGAGGCAGGCUGCUGGCAUAAUCCGAUGCACAACGGCAAUAGCCGAGAACCCUCCUCCAGUCGUCAAACAAGACGUUGUAGUCGUACCAGAGUCAAGACCCUCAAGAGGUAUGUUUCCGUAUCGUUAUCGUAUGCAGCUAUGCUACAAAGGGUCUACGUUGCGGUCAGAAACUCUAGUUUGGAGAAAUCUAAAUGGAAAUCGAUGGAUGCUUUCGUCUUGAUUGGAUGUAUGUUGAUCUGCCGAGUCACUAACCAUCUUGCAUUGCAGCCUGCAACAUGGGCGCAUACAAAUACAUCAGCGAGUUGUACAGAAAAAAGCAGUCCGAUGUGCUGCGUUUUCUUCUCCGUGUUCGAUGCUGGGAGUACCGCCAAUUGAAAGUCGUUCAUCGUGCAUCUCGUCCUUCUCGUCCUGACAAGGCUCGUCGGUUGGGAUACAAGGCCAAGCAGGGCUACGUCAUCUACCGUAUUCGUGUCCGUCGCGGUAACCGCAAAAAGCCAGUUCCAAAGGGUGCCACCAAUGGCAAGCCUGUCCGUCAGGGUGUCAACCACUUGAAGCCCCAGCGCAGUCUCAGGAGUACCGCCGAGGAACGUGUUGGAAGGCGUUGUGGAAACCUGCGAGUUCUGAACUCAUACUGGGUAAACCAGGACGGCGUUUACAAGUAUUUCGAAGUCAUUCUUGUGGAUCCUAACCACAAAGCUAUUCGCCGGGAUCCCCGUAUCAACUGGAUUACCAAGCCAGUGCACAAACGCCGCGAAGCUCGUGGUCUCACCAGCGUUGGGAAGCAGAACAGGGGAUUGGGCAAGGGCCACCGUCACAACCACGCUCCUGCUCGUUCAACCUGGAAGAAGCACAACACACUGUCUCUUCGUCGUUACCGAUGAUUUACCUGCAUAUUUUCUGUUGUUCUUCCAUUAUGUUACUUCAUACUUGCUAUGCUUUGUAUGACCAUGAAGUUUCACCAAAAAGUUAUCAUGUGCUCUUACAUUUUGUAAAGGAACUUUUAGGCUCCACAAUAAGCACAGCAAUGGCAAGCCGGCAUCUCACCAAUUCUCACGGAAUGUCAGACGGGUCAUACAUGCGUUUAUUGUGAUUGCGGAACAAUUUUUUAGUCACAUUCGCCUCGUGGCCAC